UGUCAUAAUGCAGUGUUCGGCUUCCCUCGGUCGAGGAAGUUGAUAUAUCUCAGUCGCUGUGAAUCUCCGCGCGGGCGCCUACACUCCUCACUGUCACUGCCGCUUCAGUGAUAAACAACUCGGCCAGAUUCUCGAGAGUCUUGCAGAGCAGUGCAACUGUUCCAUCCAUAGUUGGUUCAUCCCAACGGAGGUUCUCAGUCCAGGAUCCGGUCUUGUGUUGUGAAGCAAGUUCUACAAGGCGCAGACCUUGUGGAAGCUUGCAGUGCUCGUGGUUCCAGCGUUGGUAUUUGCGCAGCCAACACCCACGGUCGCCACCUGCAGCAUAAUAGGGAGCCAUACGCCGCGGCAGAAAGACGGGUGCGACACGCACUCGUGAGCUAGAGGAGGGUUGUCGGGCGUGCCGCGGGCGGUGGCCGCGAGCCCGGCAGCAUGGCGACAGUGGAGGGCCGGCCGGCGCAGUAUGGCGUCAGCCUGCGCCAGCUGCGCGAGCUGAUGGAGUCCCGGGGCGCGGAGGGGCUCGCCAAAAUCAACGCGGUCGGCGGACCGCAGGAGUUGUGCAAGAAGCUUUACACAUCGCCCACAGAUGGUCUUAGCGGUACGGCAGCGGACCUGCAGCACCGGCGGGAGGUGUUCGGCUCCAACCUGAUCCCCCCCAAGCCCCCCAAGACCUUCCUCACCCUCGUGUGGGAGGCGCUGCAGGACGUGACCCUCAUCAUCCUCGAAGUGGCCGCCGUCGUGUCGCUCGGUCUAAGUUUCUACAAGCCGCCCGAUGACCCCACUGAUCUCGAUGACCCUGCUCACUUAGACGAGGAGGAGGGUCACUACCAGUGGAUCGAGGGUCUGGCCAUCCUGAUCUCGGUCAUCGUGGUCGUCAUCGUCACGGCCUUCAACGACUACACGAAAGAACGGCAAUUCCGAGGGCUCCAAUCGCGGAUAGAGGGCGAGCACAAGUUCGCCGUGAUCCGCGGCAACGAGGUCUCCCAGAUCCCGAUCAGCGAGAUCGUGGUCGGCGACGUGUGCCAGAUUAAGUACGGGGACCUGCUGCCGGCUGACGGGAUCCUGCUGCAGAGCAAUGACCUCAAGGUGGACGAAUCCUCGCUCACUGGCGAGUCGGACCAUGUCAAGAAGGGGGAAUCUUUUGAUCCCAUGGUGCUAUCUGGUACUCACGUUAUGGAAGGCUCAGGAAAGAUGUUGGUGACGGCGGUGGGGGUGAACUCCCAGGCCGGUAUCAUCUUCACUCUGCUCGGAGCCGCCGUCGAGAACCAAGACAAGGAGAUCAAACAGAUGAAGAAAGAAGCUAAAAAGCAACAGAAGAAGGGAACCCAACGCAAGAGCCUUACGGAGGAAGACACGCUCCCAGCGUCAGGAAACAGCCACGGAGCGAACCACGCGCGGCCCGACGACAACCACGUGGCGGCCCCUAGCGACAAGCCCGCCCCCGAGUCCAGCCACAAGAAGGAGAAGUCUGUGCUGCAAGCUAAGCUGACUAAACUCGCUAUUCAGAUCGGUUACGCCGGCUCUACAAUAGCCGUGAUGACGGUCAUCAUCCUGAUCAUCCAGUUUUGCGUGCAAACCUUCGUCAUCGAAGACAAGCCGUGGCGCGCGCAAUAUGUCAACAAUCUGGUGAAGCAUCUCAUCAUCGGUGUGACGGUGUUGGUGGUCGCCGUGCCUGAGGGUCUACCGUUGGCUGUUACGCUGUCUUUGGCUUACUCUGUUAAGAAAAUGAUGAAAGACAACAACUUGGUGCGACACUUGGACGCUUGCGAGACCAUGGGCAACGCCACCGCCAUCUGUUCGGACAAGACCGGAACUUUAACAACAAACAGGAUGACAGUGGUGCAGUCGUACAUCUGCGAGAAGCUGUGCAAGGUCACUCCGAACUUCCGGGAUAUCCCGCCAGAGGUCGGUGAGGCGCUGGUCGAAGCUAUCUCGGUGAACAGCGCCUUUACUUCUAGGAUUAUGCCUUCCCAAGACCCGACAGUAACCAUGCAAGUCGGCAACAAGACCGAAUGCGCUCUCCUCGGAUUCGUGCUAGCCCUAGGCCAAAGCUACGAGGCGGUUCGGGAGAGGAACACCGAAGAGUCGUUCACUCGAGUGUACACGUUCAACUCGGUGCGCAAGAGCAUGAGCACGGUGGUGCCGCACAAGGGCGGGUACCGGCUGUACUGCAAGGGCGCCUCCGAGAUCGUGCUCAAGAAAUGCGCCUUCAUCUACGGCCACUCCGGCCGUCUGGAGAAGUUCACCCGAGACAUGCAGGAGCGUCUGGUGCGACAGGUCAUCGAGCCCAUGGCGUGCGACGGGCUGCGCACCAUCUCCGUGGCCUACCGCGACUUCGUGCCCGGCAAGGCCGAGAUCAACCAGGUGCACAUAGACCAGGAGCCGAACUGGGACGACGAGGACAACAUCGUGAACAACCUCACGUGCCUGUGCGUCGUCGGUAUUGAGGACCCCGUCAGGCCUGAGGUGCCAGAAGCGAUCAAGAAGUGCCAGAAGGCGGGCAUCACGGUGCGCAUGGUGACGGGAGACAACGUGAACACGGCGCGCUCCAUCGCGGUCAAGUGCGGCAUCCUGAAGCCCACCGACGACUUCCUCAUACUGGAGGGCAAGGAGUUCAACGCACGGGUCAGGGACGCUAACGGAGAGAUCCAACAAAGCCUGCUAGACAAGGUGUGGCCGAAGCUGCGAGUACUGGCCCGGUCUUCACCCACAGACAAAUACACGCUCGUGAAGGGAAUGAUUGAAUCGAAGGCCUUCGACACCCGCGAAGUGGUGGCCGUGACGGGUGACGGUACUAAUGAUGGACCUGCGCUGAAGAAGGCUGAUGUCGGGUUCGCUAUGGGCAUAGCCGGUACCGACGUGGCCAAGGAAGCCUCCGACAUCAUCUUGACAGACGACAACUUCUCCUCCAUCGUGAAAGCCGUGAUGUGGGGCCGCAACGUCUACGACUCCAUUGCCAAGUUCCUUCAGUUCCAGUUGACUGUGAAUGUGGUGGCUGUUAUUGUGGCGUUCAUUGGCGCUUGCGCUAUCCAGGACAGUCCUCUUAAGGCCGUACAAAUGUUAUGGGUAAACCUGAUCAUGGACACACUCGCCUCUCUCGCUCUGGCCACGGAGAUGCCCACGCCGGACCUGCUGCAGCGCAAGCCGUACGGACGCACCAAGCCGCUCAUCAGCCGCACCAUGAUGAAGAACAUCCUCGGCCAGGCCAUCUACCAGCUCUUUAUUAUCUUCUCGCUGCUGUUUGUCGGUGACCGCAUCCUAAACAUCCCGUCAGGCCGAGGCCAAGCCCUCUCCACGGAACCGUCUCAGCACUUCACGAUCAUCUUCAACACGUUCGUCAUGAUGACGCUGUUCAACGAGAUCAACGCGCGCAAGAUCCACGGCCAGAGGAACGUGUUCCAGGGAUUGUUCACUAACCCGAUAUUCUACUCUAUAUGGAUUGGGACCGCCGCUUCGCAGGUGGUAAUCAUCCAGUACGGCGGCCUCGCAUUCAGCACAUCAGGCCUGUCUCUGGACCAGUGGCUCUGGUGCCUGUUCUUCGGAGCCGGCACCCUGGUGUGGGGGCAGCUCGUCACCACCGUGCCCACACGGAAGAUACCCAAGAAACUCUCAUGGGGUAGAGGCCAGCCGGACCCCGAGACCAUCCAGUCCGGGCCCGAAUACGACAACGACCUGGACAAGAAGCCUCGCGCCGGACAGAUCCUCUGGAUCCGGGGACUCACGCGUCUGCAGACCCAGCUGCGCGUGGUGAGAGCCUUCAAGUCUACCCUGGAGGACCUUGAGGAGCGCCUCUCGGCCCACUCGGCCGCCGGCCUGCGCUCGCGUCUGCGCGCGCCGCCCACAGACAUAGCCUACAUCGACGACGACAAAGAAACCACCAUCUUCUGAAAAAAAAAAACACCCCACACAACCCGAAAACCCCCCCACGUACUUAAAACUUAAAUCUCCCCCACAAAACCCGGUCCCUCGGUCCCGACAGUUAUUUAUAUUAAUUGCUUUGGAAUUCUGUUCUUUAGCCGUUAAGUUUUUUUUUUUUGUGUAAGUGUUGAGAGUUUAACGCUAGGUUUAUGUAGAUGUAGCAAUAAUGGUAGGCCGUGGUGUAGACCGAAGCGUGCCUCACACUGUUUGUGUCGCGGGCUGUGUUGCGGGGCGAGCCCGCGACUGUUAGUUGUUGAUCGUAGCGGUCGGAUGAUCGAUGUUAAAAGUACGGACGUAUAGUGAUUGUACAUAAACAGUGGACGUCGAGCUAACUUAUUGUACAUUGGAACAGUAUUUUUUAUAGAUCUAAACGAAAGAGAUUGAAUCUUCUCAUCUUUAUUUAAAUGAAAGAAACUUAAAUUUAAACUUUUUAAAUUAUCUCAUUCUCAUCUCUCAUUAGACUUUGAAAAUUUUACUAAAUUAUAAACAAAAAAUAUUUUAAAUUUUUACUCUUAAAUCUCACUAGCUUUUUGUGUAAGUAGGUUGUUAUCGAGGAGUUAAAUAUAUUUAAAGGAGAAUGUUAUCGGUAUCAGUAACGAGGUGUUUCUUUCAUAGUAAAUUUUGGGACCACUGACGCUACCCCGUCUUUGAAAACAUGCUGGGACUAUCGUUCUAACUUAUUCUAAAAGAAAUUAACAUAUUAAAUGAUAUAUCUUUGAACAAAUCACUAUAUAUAAACUAUUAAAAUUAUAUAUUAUUCUGCCUAAAGUUUAAUAUGAAUAAGACACUCCACGCUUAUUAACCUAAACAUGAGAAUUCUAAACUAUGUAUGUUGAAAAAACUUGGUUUUUGCAAAGUCAUAAUAGUAAGAAGUAUACAAAUAAAUACAUUUUGAAGCAAAAUCCAUAGCAUUUUAUUGUCCAUUCGCUAUGUAUUUUGGGGCCGUCUUUCUGAGUGAAUCGCUCUAUUUCAGAUGUUGACGGUAAGUUAGGUCUCGCUCGCAUAGGGACACCCUUAUUGUAAGUAUAUAGAGGCUACAUUGCCGUGACACCGCAGCGCAUAUACACAAUGUAAUAGUACGGAUAGAGCAUGGGUCGUCUUGUGUGCAUGAAACGAUCCGAUUACAUUUGACGAGAGAAGCUGCUUACAGCUAUUUAUUAGCUGCUAUCGAAAUAGCAGUUUAGGUUAAAAUGCUAUUUUAUCGUCAAAAAAUCGUUACCCGACCACCUCGGAGGUAGGUGAGGUUUAUUGUAUUUAAAAAGUCGCUGUUUUUUAUAGAAAAUGGCGGGUUUAGAAUCGUAGUUGUAAGAGAUGAUGUAUUAAUUGUUUUGUUGGUACAAAAUGUUGUUCUUUCUUUAUUUGCUUCGCAUUUACAGUGUGACCAUGCUUAUGUUACAGUGUUGCAUGUAUACAGUAAUGUUUGUGAGUAUGCACAAUUUGUUUUUUUUAUUAUUUUACUAGAUUAGUUGUAAAUUUGAGGCUCUGAUAACAUUCCCACUUUUUUAUAAGUUAACUUCUACUUGUAAAAAGUUUUUAAUACUUAACUAUUCAAACUAAAUUAAUUAUUUUAUAACUAAUCUGUUAUCAGAACCUCAAAAGGGUUAAAUAUGCGAAUUUUUAUUUUUUUUACCAAUAAUGUUACUGCCAAUAUUUCAUUGUUGAAAAAAAUAAUCCAUCACAAUAUAUACCAGACUUUUAACACGUAGUACAUAGGCAGCGUUUUAAAACCAUAAAAUAACGUAUCUCCACUAGUAUUACACCAAAAAGUAAAAGUGAAAUAUCAUACAGCAACAAUUUAUUAUAUUAAACCACAUUUUUUAAAGUUUUUAUUUUUGAUUUUAUCAGUUUUAUAUUUUGGUUGUGUACGUACUUAUUCUUAAGCUGAGUUAGUCUUUAUAUUUAUUUUAGAUUUUAUUUAGUAACAAUGAUUAAGUUCUUAUUUGUUAAAUAAAUACAUUACUUAACCGGCACUUCGAACUAUUAAAACUCAUUUUAAUAAAAGCAUAUUUUGAUUCA
Plutella xylostella (diamondback moth) is the source of this 5931-nucleotide messenger RNA. NCBI's taxonomy places the organism in Eukaryota, Metazoa, Arthropoda, Insecta, Lepidoptera, Plutellidae. The record is from RefSeq and is a predicted model, not a curated record.